Molecule: messenger RNA, 1476 nt
Organism: Aspergillus affinis
Lineage: Eukaryota; Fungi; Ascomycota; Eurotiomycetes; Eurotiales; Aspergillaceae
Exons: 2
Coding region: 1-1476 (491 amino acids)
Source: RefSeq, a predicted model, not a curated record
AUGGCCCAGCCCUCCAGGACAGUAAUCAUCGAAUCCAAGCCAAUCGGCGAGGGAUUGAGUGUUUUUCACGGAAACCUAAUGGUGGCGUGCAAAGAAGCAGGACUCCCGUUUCUCCAGAAUCUAUAUCUUGACUUAAUAUUAGCGUUGCAAGCCCUUCCCGCUUCGCGUAUAUUACGCUCCGUCAGCGGCAGCAGCAAUAUUUUCAGUGACUUGUCGCGACUGGGCUCGGCCGUUAAUUCUAAUGACUUUGAUCCUGAAAGACUCUUUCCAUUACUGGGUGCUGUCCUCAACAAAGAAUCCGAUGGCGCAAUCUGGGAUAAAGUCUAUACCGUCGCGGCCGAAUCUACACCACCUCCCAGACCGUUACCUUUUCUCGACCAGACUCCCUAUUUGCACACAACAAGCAGUUUUGUCAAAUCCUCAGAGCAUAGGAAGUACGUAGAUACCGUGUUGAAGGAGGAGCUAGGAUCAAUCUACGUCGGGAUACCUGGUUUCUACAAUGCAUACUUUGGGAGUGUUGAUGGUCUUGAAGAGACGGGUGCUGCCGUGUUAAGAAGAUGCAAAGAAAGGCAUACCCCUUUGUUCAACGAAGGAAAAGGCUGGAGGGCCUGGCCCGAAAGUGCUAAGGAAAAUGAGGUCUUAGGCUGGCUCUCUACGCUGAUCGACGAGGUCCGUGAGAUAGCUUCAGAAGAGGGUUUUACCACCGUGUCCGAUCGCGCGAUUUUGGCACAACCCGGACAACCGUUGCAAGGAUCUACAGCCGAUCGCAAGUUAGACGUCGGCCUCGUGUGUAACUCUGAUGCGGACAGUCGCACACAAUACCACUGGUCUCACGUUCUGGUCCUAGGCGAGCUGAAGAGUAACCCGACCGCUGAUACUGGCUCAAAGACGUGGCGCGACCUGGGCCGCUAUGCGAGGGAAGUGCUCACUGCACAGGAUACUCGUCGCUUUGCCUUAGGCUUUACAUUGUGCGGACCCAAUAUGCGACUCUGGGAGUUUGAUCGCGUAGGAGCUAUCGCAUCAUCGCCCUUUGAUAUCAAUAAAGAUGGACUCCGGUUUGUUUCAGUUAUGCUGGGAUUCCUGCGGAUGAAUGAUGAACAGUUAGGAUAUGAUCCCAGCAUCAUGUUGACCUCGAAUGGGAAGAGAUUCAUUGAGAUCAUACGCGACGGACAGUCGGAAUGCCUCAUUCUCGACAGCCUUAUGAAACGCUCCCCGUGUGUGGCUGGCAGAGCUACGACUUGCUGGAAGGCUUACCGUGAAGGGGAUAAGGAGAAUGCGCCACUGGUUAUUAAAGACUCAUGGCAGUAUCCGGAGCGAGUGGAGGAAGGCAAACUUUUGGCAGAAGCAACAGAGAGAGGCGUGGUCAAUGUAGCAAGGUAUUACUACCAUGAAACGGUUCAAGUGGGUAGAAAUGUCGAUGAUAUCCGUGGCAACGUGCGGAAAGGACUUGAUGUGACCCAGGGAACAAAUUAUUGA